AUGAUCCUUUCAAGCGACGUGGCUACAACUGGGCUGUGGAUCACAACGCACAGUGGAGGGUUUCAGGAGCAUUUAAUGCUCGUGGCAAAUGGAGAAAUCCAGACUAUGUCAUCAACGUUGGUGACAACUUCUAUUGGGGUGGCGUGGACUGUCACUGUGGCAACAUGUAUGCUCGCUGCGACACCAAGCAGUGGAAGUGGAUCUAUGAGGAGAUGUGGAAGGGUCCUGGCAUCGAUGGCAAGCAGUGGCUGGGUGUGCUGGGUAACCAUGACUGGGGGGGGCUGGCAGUUCAACAAAGGUUGGGAUCAGGUGAUUGCGUACAGCUGGGGUGGACUGGCAGAGUCUACUGGCCGCUGGCUGCAGCCGUCCAUAUAUUGGGCUGCCCCAGUCCACUACCCUGGAUUCAAUGUCGACUGGUUGUUUGUCGACAGCAACAUCUUCGACGUCAGGGAGAGCCCCUGGUGGGAUCCUGAGCACAACAUUUGUGGUGCUCAGCACAGUGGUACCUAUGCAGGUGCAGGUUGUGGGCAUUCAGGACCAUAUUCCGUCUUCGACUGUUCGAAAUGGUUUGGUCAUCUCUGGGACGCUCAGUCAGGCUGGCUUGAUGCGAAGUUGAAAGAAUCGGUCACGCAUCAAGUUGAUUGGCAAUUCGUGGUUACACAUUUCCCUCCUUGGUGGGGCGAGGCUCAUUGGAAGUAUUUGGCCUGGCAGUAUGGCAUUGACUUGUUUGUGACCGGGCAUGUUCAUCGUCAAGAUGUUCUGGAGCAAUGGGAUUGGAGAAACCAAUUUAAGCCUUCUGUGUGCAUCAUUACAGGUGGAGGUGGUGGCAUCACAUCGGAGUUCUGGCCAGACAACAAUGGUAAUGACGAUCAGUAUGGAUCCACUGGCUGCAAAGAGUUGAAUGCAUUGUCAUUGUCCUAUCCCAUUUCAUCAGCCAGCAAUCAAGUAGUCAAGUAG
Durusdinium trenchii is the source of this 957-nucleotide messenger RNA. The record is from the annotation of a GenBank genome assembly. Lineage: Eukaryota; Dinophyceae; Suessiales; Symbiodiniaceae.